Molecule: messenger RNA, 1408 nt
Organism: Spizellomyces punctatus DAOM BR117
Lineage: Eukaryota; Fungi; Chytridiomycota; Chytridiomycetes; Spizellomycetales; Spizellomycetaceae
Exons: 3
Coding region: 44-1291 (415 amino acids)
Molecular function (GO): zinc ion binding
Source: RefSeq, a predicted model, not a curated record
AAGUUGAGAACGACAAAAGCAUCAGAGCAAGCAACCAACAGAAAUGGCAACCACAACGGCUGCGUUCAAAGCUACCGAUUAUGACUACGUGGACGAGAUUAACCAAAAUCUCUUAUGUCCUAUAUGUUAUUGUCCGUUUAUUACCCCAGUUUCGUCCCCAUGUGGUCAUACCUUCUGCCAAGACUGUAUAACGUUUGCUCUAGCUUCAACACCCACACCAUCUUGCCCCAUUGACCGCACCCCCCUUUCCCUGACACAAGUGACACCCGCUGCGAAACUGAUAUCGAGCCUUCUCGAUGAGCUGCAAGUGUUUUGCCCGAAUCGCAAAGACGGGUGUACGUGGAUUGGACAGCGGCAAUCCUUAAAUUCGCAUUUGUCUGUGCAUUGUCUGUAUGCACAGGUAGGAUGUGAGUUGGACGGGUGUCAGGAAGGUGUCCGGCGAAGUGAGCUUGAGAGCCACAUGCGGGAGUGCAGUUACCGAGCAGAGGCAUGUACUCGAUGUAACCGGACGAUUAGAAAGAGGGAUUUUGCGGUGCAUGUCAGCGAGUGUUCAGCAGGCACCGCGUCCUGCAUGCACUGCAAACGAGAUAUCCUUCGAUCAGACUUGGCAGGGCACAUAAAUGAUUGCCCAGAAGCAAUAGUUUCUUGCACUCAUGUCCGACAUGGGUGCUCAUGGGAGGGCCACCGCAAAUUGUUGAAUGAGCAGCACCUCAUCACGUGUCCCUUUGAGGCCAUAAAGGGGUUCUUUAGGAUCCACGAUCAACGCCAGCAAGCAGUGGAAGAAGAAAAUAGGGAGCUCCGUCGCCAACUUGCAGAUCUACAACAGCAAGUUGAAGCGCUUCGCGAGCGUCCGCUGGUGAUAUCACCGCCAGAAGCUGCGAUGGUACCACCCAUCGUUGGCGAAACAGCGGACAGGAUUGGUCAACUACUGGCUGAGACAGACCAGUUGCGCUCAGAUUUGGUCAAUCUGAGCGCUGGAUUUUCAGCAAUGGAAAUGAGGCAGGACAUGGCACUGCUCUGCGAAACAUCUCGAUUGCGGGAAGAAAUGCAUUCUGUGCGGGCUUUAUGUCAAGCUGUACAAUCGCAACUCAUUAAUUUUGCGUUGGAUCGGCGAAAGGAGGCAUCUGCCUCAUCAUCCACUAGCAAGUCGGUCCUUAGCUCGGCUAUCAGUGCGCUCGCAGGAGGGUCAUCGGAAGGGGCAUCCGCGAGUAGGGGCAGUCAUAGAGAUGACACGGAUCGGUCUCGAACCAUGAUAUCCCAGUUUCGCCAGGAUGGGAGCACGAAACUUUGAGUGGAUGAUAUAAUACCAAUAAUGUACAUAUAUGCUGGAUACUAAGCCGUUCCUGCGCAGUUUCAAAAGCUAAUCACCAUCGGGCCAUGUCGCACGAGGUUUUUCCUCCUUGAGCAA